This is a messenger RNA of Penicillium roqueforti, 534 nucleotides long. RefSeq names its product DUF5572 domain-containing protein. The coding region runs from base 1 to 534 and encodes 177 amino acids. Lineage: Eukaryota; Fungi; Ascomycota; Eurotiomycetes; Eurotiales; Aspergillaceae. The record is from RefSeq and is a predicted model, not a curated record. The transcript is spliced from 2 exons.
AUGGCACAGGCCUCGCAAGCUCAGAUCUUUGAAAGAUUACAUUCUUACCCCUUCAUAUCGGAUCCCGAGUUUGCAAAUGGCCUCUCAAUAAUACUUGGUCACCCCGACACCCCCGCCACCGAGGUGGAGAUGAACCGGGAUGACGACCUUGUCCUAAAAGCGAAGUGUUUCUUUUUCUCACGAAAAGAAAACCUCACUCCGGCUAUUGACUUUUCUGCCUUCAAGUCGUGGUUGGCAUCGCGGACAACGGAGCCCCAAGGGCUGGGCAACACAGACUUACAAAUCUCCAAGGCAUCCGACCCAAGCACAUCUGGGGCUGAGAGCUCAACACGUUCUGAACCUGCUUAUCCAUCGUCAUUUGCACACAUUGUGGAACUCAUCACUACGGGACAACCAAUACCUGGGAUCCAGGACAUCCCAGACACAGUGCUUAGUGGCCACGAUAUUUCCAGUGAGAAACCACGGCGACGGAAACCAUGGGAAAAGGACGAAGUGAUGACUGCUUCCAAUGACACUCCAAGUGCUGCUCCCUAA